AGUUCUUUUUUUGUUUUUUUUGCUUUUGCUUGUGUGGGUAUAAAUAGAGGGUUUUAGAUUUUAGAUGGUGGUGGUUGUUGGUUGAUUUUGGGUCUCUUUGUUGGGGAGUUUCGUCUGAGUUUUUGAGAGCAAUAGAAGGGGAUUUAGUGGAGAAGAAAGGGGGCAACAACGACUUUCGAGAAGAAGAGGUCAUAUUUCUGGGUUUUUGCUUUAGGUACAUUUCUAAAACAGAGGAUUUCUUUUAGAGGAAAUGGUGAAGGAGAUGAUGGAAGCUUGAUCCCGUGGGUGGGGUUCCUUCCAUCAGAUCCAGACCUGUUUUCCUUUAAAGAAUCCACCGUGCUUGUCUAUUUCUUUUGUCUGUUGAUGAUUCUGUUCUCUUUGUUUAGGAUGUUAAAUUAGUAUAUGUUUGGUUGGAAUGAAAGCAAAUUAAAGAUCGCACAGUUCAUUUUAUCUGAUGAAUGUAAGAUCAUGCAUUAGACAUGGAUUUUACCGAGGAUACAACUAGACAAGGGAAGAGACUUGGGGAAGAUGUCACAUCUCAUUCUACAGCUAAGAAGGUUAAGGAGUCAAUUUGUUUAGUCAAUACCUCCAAGCCUAACUUGAAGUUGCUGAAAGAGGCUUAUGGCUUGUUUUCCUUUAGAGAAAAGCAUGACUUUGAAGUCCAAUUUGGGUGCAUAGGGGAUCUAUUGUUAGUGGUACUAGAUUGGAACUUGUUCCGAGCUAUGUUGAAAUUCUGUGUCCCUCAAUAUCAAGCUUUUGUGUUCCCACACUUUGAGUUGGUGCCCACCAUUGAUGAGUAUCGUCACUUUCUGCGGUGUAGUCCUAUAGUGGAUUCUUCUACCUUCACUCCUCAAGCACAACAUAUGAAGUUCACACUAGAAAAAAUUCAAGAAAUGUUGCAAGCUAUGGGUCCUCAAUUUGAAGCUUUAUUCAGCAUUCUUGUGAAAGAUAAAAAGACGGAGGAUUGGCAUCAAUCACUUCUAGCAGCAACUAUUAAUGAUGUGGGAUUUGUUCUCCCGACAUGGAAUGUUACUCAUUAUCUUGCUCCACUCGAAGGACAUCACUCUAUUCCUUUGUUGGGAAUUCAUGGAAAUGUUACAUAUUCAGUGGAGUUGGCAUCUCUUAAGCUUUCUUUGCCAUGGGAGGUGACGAAUAUGAAAAACUCUACCAUCAUGGACUUAACCGCUAAGUUGGAACUUAGCCAUGCUCAAAGAUGUCGAUUGCUAGAGAAGUAUGAUGAGUUAGCUCUUGAUCAUGAAUUGCUUAAAAGAGGAAAAGAGUUGUCCGAUCAACAAGUGGCAGGGUUGAAAGACAAGAUUGCCUCUUUAGAAAGGGAUUUGGCUACUAGUAAGGAAAUUUGUGGGAAGCAAAAGAGGAGCUUGGAGUUUGCCGAAGAACAACCUCCAAGGCGAAAGGUCUUCAAAAAGCAGCGUUCUCUGUAUUUGCUCAAAUCUAGAGUAACCAAAAUGUUUGAGGAAAAUGCUGCUACUAAUCUAGUGAAAUCAAUCGUGGAUGAGAAGGUUGAUAAGUUGGAAGCUAUAAUGCAAACUAUAGCUGUUACUUUUCAGACCAUUAGUCUCACUUUGUCCACUUUGACUACUGGUUCGGUUCCUUCACCUGCAUCCUUAAUACCCACAAUACUAGUUCCACUUGUCCCUACCAUAACACCAGGUAAUCAUGCUAAAGAUCUUAUGGUCACACAAUUGCAAUUUCCACCUAUUUAUGAGAAUCAACCUCUAGCGAGGGAGUCAUCUUCACAUGCUCCACAAAUAUCAUCUCUAUCCUUUGAAGCCUCAUACCCACCAUUCGAGAUGAACAACCCUACCUUGCCCACAACCACACCUCUUACCCUUAACAUACCACCUUUGAUGGGACAAGUGCCAACUAUUCAACCCAACCUCUCGGUUGCGAUGCUAAGGCUUGCUUUAGAAGAUGGGAAGUCAAGAAAGAUUGAUCACAAGCUGCAGCAGUUAGAAGAGGCUUUAAAGGCUAUGCAAGGGCCGCAAACUUAUGUCAACUAUGGGACCUUCCAUGCAUGGCUAGCUCCUUGUGUCGGAUAUACUUUUGCUCAGCUAAUGACAACGGGUGAACAGAUUAAGGAGGGACAAAAGGCAGGUGUUAUUAUGAACUUUCAAACUAUCCAAAGGCAGUUAGAGCAAGUUAAGAUGGGAAUCUCGGGAUCUACUUUGAAGAGGUUCUCACAUAAAAGGAAGAAAAAAGAUGAGGAAGCUUUGAAUCACAUUUUCACUAGUCAUGUCAAGCCAAUAAAUGCUCCUUACAAUCGGCAGCCUCAAUUACAGCACACUCCGAUCUUCAAGUUUACCACCUACCCUCAAAGGAGGCCAAACUUCGAUGCUCUUGCUCCAACAGUGCAAGCAAACCAUGUGCAACCACCUUAUCCUUACGGGUAUGAUCCACAAGCUAAAUGUGAAUAUCAUAAUGUAACAGGUCAUGGUAUCGAAUAUUGUACAACUCUGAAACAUAAAAUUCAAGAUCUCAUCAAUGAAGGAAAACUCCAACUUGAUGAAACUAAGAGUGCUCCAAGCAUCACUCAGAAUCCUUUACCUCCACAUGGUGCACCCACCAUGAAUAUGAUUACCCUUGAUGAAGUUGAUAGACUCAUAUUGGAGAAUACCGGUUCAUGGUCUCUUGAUGAAUUAUUUGCCAUUUUAAUAGAGUAUGAUCUUAUUCAGCUAAUUGCAUCAAUGAACUCGAAUGUUCCGCCAAUAACAAUUGAUGAUGCUUUGUUUAUGUUUGCUCCAAAGUCAGAGAAAUUCAAAGCACCAGUGACGGAAGAAUACUUCACUAAGGAGAGGCCUUACAUUUUGCAAGAUACUAAAAGGGCACCAGCCAUCAGUCAAAAUUUCCAACAGCCUUAUAUCUUGAAGACCUCUCUUAGUGAGUCAUUCAUGGGAAAGACAUCAUUUGUGGCCAAUAGCUGUCUCCCUUACUCACUUAAGGUUAUGCCUCAACGCCCCGUCAUCUUGAACUCUACAACUAAUGAUGUGUCCACUAUGAACCGUAGUGGUUGAUGCUCUGUGAGUCCCGAGGUGGAAGAAUUGAGAAGGGCUACCUUGAAAUCAAAAGAUAUCAGAAUU
Molecule: messenger RNA, 3098 nt
Organism: Rubroshorea leprosula
Lineage: Eukaryota; Viridiplantae; Streptophyta; Magnoliopsida; Malvales; Dipterocarpaceae
Source: the annotation of a GenBank genome assembly